This is a messenger RNA of Euleptes europaea (tarantolino), 4020 nucleotides long. RefSeq names its product vascular endothelial growth factor receptor kdr-like. Bases 1 to 3984 code for a protein of 1327 amino acids. Gene Ontology annotation, molecular function: transmembrane receptor protein tyrosine kinase activity; ATP binding. Gene Ontology annotation, biological process: multicellular organism development; cell surface receptor protein tyrosine kinase signaling pathway; positive regulation of kinase activity. Gene Ontology annotation, cellular component: signaling receptor complex. The record is from RefSeq and is a predicted model, not a curated record. The transcript is spliced from 30 exons. Lineage: Eukaryota; Metazoa; Chordata; Lepidosauria; Squamata; Sphaerodactylidae.
AUGGCACCCGCUGACAUCUUUCUUGGCACUUUCCAAGUGUUUUUAGAAAGGCUUGCGAAGGAAGAGAGGCUGAUGAAACCAGAGCUGAGCUUUGCCAGAGAGCACAUUAUUGUCCAUGCGGGAGAGCCCUUCACCAUAACUUGCAGGGGUUUGCCCGGUUUGAUGUGGCUCUGGGGAAAUGACGCCUCCAAAGAUGGCAAGAGGUGGCGUGUCUACGAGCAGAAGUGUUCGGACAGGCCGUGGCUGACCUGCAGCACGCUCGCGACGGACCAAGCUUCUGCCGGCGACACUGGCUACUUCACCUGCCUUUACAGCCGGUUCCGUUCGAAUGAAGAGCUCAAGGCCAAGAUCUACGUGUUUGUCAAAGAUAACAAGAAACCUUUUGUUGACCCCCACCCAAAACAUCCUGAAGUGAUCUAUAUCCAUAAUGCCACUGAAGUGGUCAUUGUGCCUUGCCGUGUCACCUCGCCAGAUGUUAUACCGGACCUGUGGCUGCACUCGCCCACCCCUGUUUUCAGCCAGAAGCGGAGGGAUUGGGAUCCCAAGAAAGGAUUCCUGGUCACUUCACCCUCCUUUGAGUUCUUCAGUGCCAUGCUCAAGUGUGUUGCUGUUGUUGAUGGAGUCACCUACACGUCCUUCUACUGGCCACAGAAAGUGGAGGAUCGGAUACAGAACCUGGCUUUGAAAGCCACGCCACAGAAACUGCUGGUUGGAGAAACUCUGCAUCUAAUGUGCACGGCCGAAACGUUCUUCAAUGGGCGGAUUGUGUUUGACUGGAAAUUUCCAAGGGGGAAAGUGCAUAAACCUAUAAAAGAUUUGGACCAAAGUCAGCCGGUGUAUAAAGGCACCAGCAAUGUGACCAUCCCAAAUGUUUCAAUGGAAGACAAAGGCCUGUACAUAUGCAGAGGACAAGUCGCCAAUAACACAAGGAGGGCGUUAGAGGUCAACAUUACAGUCACAGUAUACAGGGAACCUUUCCUCAAGGUUUUCUACAAGAAAGAACAGAACUACGAGGCUAAAGCAGGGCAGAAGAUGCUGAGACUGGCUUGGAAGGUCGACGCUUUCCCACGCCCUAACGUGACCUGGUACAAGGAUGGCAAGCUGAUUGCUGAGAACAGCUCCUUCUAUGAACUGGAUCCUCUGAAAUACAGACUGGUCAUAAGGGAUCUGAGAGCAAAGCAUGCUGGGAACUACACCAUAUCCCUAAGCAAUACUAAACAUGGCCUCUAUGAAAACCUCACCAGUCAUCUGGUUGUGUUGGAGAGACCCAAAAUUUAUGAAAAGGAGAUGGAUUUUGGCAAGAACAAAGACCAAGACCUGUUCGCCAAAGGAGGAGAAUACAGCCUCCAGUGCACAGCAAGUGGCACGCCGCUUCCCAGCAUACACUGGGCGUGGGGAGCAUGCAGCCCUCGAGACAACCCAUGUAGAGUACAGGGACAAAGAACUGAGGUGAAUCAGAUCACUGGCCAUGAAACCACAUCCCGAGCCAAUACAAUCAAGAACAUAGAGGAAAAGAAUGUCCGGCAAGGUGAUAAAGACAAGAUCCUAAGCAUCCUGACCAUCACUGCAAGCAACGUAUCAGGGAUCUACUUCUGCAUUGCUUCUAACAAGGUUGGCACAGAUGAAAGAAGCAUCAAGUUCUAUGUCUCAGAUAUGCCAUCCAAGCUACAGACUGAUGAACAGAUCACGGCCAUCGUGGCAAGCAACGUCCAAAUGACUUGUAAAGCCAACAGGUACAUCUACAACCACCUGUCUUGGUAUGAUCCCACCUCGCAGGCCAUUCCAUUCGCCUCAACACGGCAGAGAGUCGACAACUAUUCCAUUUCCUUGACACUGGAUAUAAAGAAUGUUUCUCAAGCCCAUGCCGGGCUGUACAAGUGCAGAGCCCGAAGUUUUCUGACCAGCACUGAGGAGCUGGAAAAAAGCACCUUGCUCCACAUCAAAGUGAAGACAGCACCUCGCAUUAUGGAGAACUUUACAGACUUAGAGGUGAAUAUCAGUGGGACGAUCGUUCUGGAGUGCAAAGUGAAUGGAACUCCGAAACCCACAAUUGCUUGGCUGAAGAAUGGCUAUGCUAUCACCCCUGCUUCAGGGAUUUCCAUGGAGAACAACACCCUGGUGAUUGAGCGAGUGAAGAAGGACGAUGAGGGUCACUAUGAGUGCAAAGCAGUCAACGAAAUGGGCCAAGACAGCGCCAGGGCAUUUAUCAGGAUCCAAGGCUCUGAGGAGAAAUCCAACAUCGAAGUCAUCAUUUUGGUUUGCACCGGUUUAGCAGCCACACUCUUCUGGCUCCUCCUGACCCUCUUUAUACGGAAGCUGAGAAAACCUGAUGCCACAGAUAUUAAAACAGGGUACCUGUCCAUCAUAAUGGAUCCUGAGGAGAUGCCUCUGGAUGAACAAUGUGAGCGCCUCCCAUAUGAUAGCAGCAAAUGGGAAUUCCCCAGAGACAGGUUGCGCCUGGGUAAAACUCUGGGUCAUGGUGCUUUUGGGAAGGUGGUGGAAGCGUCUGCUUUUGGCAUAGAUAAAUCUUCAACCUGCAAAACAGUUGCCGUUAAAAUGCUUAAAGCAGAGUGUGCAACGACCAACGAAUGCAAAGCUCUGAUGUCUGAACUGAAGAUCCUCAUCCAUAUUGGACACCACCUCAAUGUGGUCAACUUGUUGGGAGCUUGUACUAAGCCGGGAGGUCCUUUGAUGGUCAUAGUAGAAUACUGCAAGUAUGGAAAUCUGUCCAAUUACUUAAGAGGAAAAAGAGGGGACUUCAUUGCCUCCAAGCCCCAGGAGCAUUCCGAUUCUGGUGAGAAGGGCCUUGAAGAGUCUAUCAGUGACUUAACGGAGCUGAUCAAGAGGCGCCUGGAGAGCGUGGCCAGCACAGGAAGCUCUGCCAGCUCAGGAUUCAUUGAAGAUAAAAGUUACACAGAUUCUGAAGAGGAGGAGGAAGAUGCUGAAGACCUAUAUAAGCGCCCCCUGACCUUGGAGGACUUGAUCUGCUACAGCUUCCAGGUGGCCAAAGGCAUGGAGUUCCUGGCCUCAAGAAAAUGCAUUCAUAGGGAUUUGGCAGCUAGGAACAUCCUACUGUCUGAAAACAAUGUAGUGAAGAUCUGUGACUUUGGACUGGCAAGGGAUAUUUACAAAGAUCCCGACUAUGUGCGGAAAGGCGACGCUAGACUUCCACUGAAAUGGAUGGCUCCAGAGGCUAUCUUUGACAAAAUUUACACCACCCAGAGCGAUGUAUGGUCUUUUGGUGUGCUGCUGUGGGAAAUAUUCUCUCUAGGGGCCUCUCCAUACCCAGGGGUGCAGAUUGAUGAGGACUUCUGUCGACGUCUCAAAGAAGGAACGCGGAUGAGAUCGCCAGAAUAUUCAACUCCAGAAAUCUCCCAGACCAUGUUGGAUUGCUGGCAUGGAGUUCCGACAGAGAGACCCACCUUCACAGAACUGGUGGAGCGUUUAGGAGAUCUCCUGCAGGCAAAUGUGCAACAGGACGGGAAAGACUAUAUCCCACUGAACAUUACUCUGUGCUCAGAUGGGGACUCCAACCCUAAAAUCUGCAUCCUGGAAGAGAAGCUGAGCGACUGUAUCAAUCGCUGGAGUGCAGUGGAAGCAGGCAUUAACUCCAAGAAUCGGCCACUCAGCGUGAAGACAUUUGAUGAGGUGCCCGUGGAGAUGGGCAAAGCUACCCAGGAGGAAUGCGAGUCAGAUAGUGGGAUGGUGCUGACUUUGGAUGAAAUCAAAAGCCGGAAGAGGCUGGAAAUCCGCUCCUGGCCCUAUGGGAUUAUGGCUCUGGCGAGAAAAGCCAUCAGCAAGAGCAAGGAGUCUGUGUUCUCCGAGAACGAACGUGGGUUUGUGAAGUACCAGUUGGCCACGCAGAGGGAUGAAGACCCCCUGGAAGAUUCUGUCCUCCUGCCCCUGGAUCUGACCCUGGAGUGCCACAGCCCCCCGCCAGACUACAACUCCGUCAUUCAGUAUUCUGCUGCCCCGUCUGUGUAGCUGACCCACCCCUUUGCCUCUCUUUUUCCACUCAGU